Molecule: messenger RNA, 2370 nt
Organism: Cladocopium goreaui
Lineage: Eukaryota; Dinophyceae; Suessiales; Symbiodiniaceae
Source: the annotation of a GenBank genome assembly
AUGGCAACCCUUCCUUCGUCUCAUGGUUCGUUGGAUGGUGAAGGUGCAGAGGUACCAGAACCUGAACGUGACAACCCGUCAUCUCAAGGUGACGACGGUUUUGACAGUGGUGAGUUUCGUGAGUGGAUGCGGCAACGUGCCGAUCGACGUCGUGGAGACCAAGAACGUUCGCGACGAAGUCAACGCCGUGCUGACCGAGAGCACGACAGUGAUGAAGCCCUUAGUUCGGGCGACAAGCGGAGAGGUUCAGGAAAUGGACCACCUCCACCAGAAUGGGACGGAAGCUCGAUGGGUUUUCAAGACUGGCUGAUCAAGGCCAGGCUAUGGCUGGCUACGACACGGUCGAAGCCAAGGACCCAAGGCCCGAUGAUCCUUCAGAGAUUGAGUGGCCAACCGUUUCAGUCGUUGAAACACUUGCCCAAAGACAAGAACUGGCUCAAUAACGAGAACAAUGGUCAGAAGAUCCUGGACCUCAUGGACACUCCAGAACUAUUUGGAGAAGACCGGGAAGAAGAAUUUCUGGCCGCCUUGUCGAAGCUGACCUACCAUCUAAAGAGGGCUCGAGACGAACCAUGCCGAGCCUUCUUCGCUAGGUGGGAUGAUGCAAUCCGUAAGAUCAAGGAGCACAACGUGGUGUUGCCCGAGAAGUACCUGGGCUUCCUGCUGAUCAACGCCUUGACUCUGUCGGAGGCUGAUAUCAAAGCCAUGCUGGCUUUCACACAGGGCGCAAUCGAUGUCAAAGAUGUGAAGAGCUGGUGCAGAAAACAUGAAAUGAAGUUGUUGGCAAAGGAGGUCGGAGCUGAGAAAUCCCGAUCCGGUGGUGCCAAGACCAAUUCUGUUUAUAGCAUGGGUCAGGACGACGAGGACUACGACGAUGACGAGUUGUUGGCCAUGGAGGAGCUGUACCGGGAACUAUAUCCGGGAGAAGAUGGACAAUCCGAGAUUGCCGAGAGCGACCUUUUUGAGGAUGGAGAGUUGAUGGAGGAGCACGAGGCCAAGGAGCUGCUGAGCACGAUGAUAGCUCACAAGAAGAAGACCUUCAUGCAGAGCUUGAAGACGAAGAAGGCGAAAGCCCUUGCUCGGGGCUAUGGACAAUGGAGAGACAAAGGCUCCGGAGGCCGUGGCAAUGGAGGCGGUUUGUCAACCGCUGGAUAUGUGAAAGGGGGCUACUACAGGAUGUCCCUGAGUGAGGCAAAGGCGAAAUCCAGAUGUGCUAAGUGCAAUCAGGUGGGGCACUGGCACCGUGACCCUGAAUGCCCCAAGAAUCAGGGAACAUCCAACAACAAUAAGCCCAAGGAUGUAAACUACAUCGAGAAGAAACCGAUCUCGGACUCCGAAGAGGGUCUCUUUUGCGGUCUUCUUGAAGAUCCUGGACGAGCUCUACGACUUGAUCAAUCAGUACUGAGUGAAACUCUGAAGGUAGCCACUGGGAGCCUCUUGCGUCCGGCAGUCUUUGACAACAAGGAGAGUUUGAACUUCUCAGGACAACUACCGUAUUCGAGCGAGAUUCCGGCUCGAGACCUUCCGCUGCCCACUUCGUACCGACCUCGGACGUUGGUCAUGGAGUCCAGAGGUGUGACCAAACGGCCACGUCAGGCGGCGGACGAGGCGGUGGAGCCCCUAGCCGCCUGGCGCAGAAUGGUGUUGAAGAUCCUCAUGGUGAUGGUGAAUGUGACGGAGAUGACUAUGAGGCUGUUGAUGCCCCUCAAGGAGAACCGACAGAAGCCAUUUUCGGCUUGGCCCACAACGGCCUACCCAACCCGGAAGACUCCGGAUGUCGAGAGCCUUGGCAGCUUUCACCUGAUCGCGGAGGAGGACGACGCCAACGACGAAGUCCGGUCCGCCAUUUCCCAGAGGUACAGCUCGGUGACACCGACCUCACCGGCGCCAAGCUACACCGAGUCUCAGAUGGCCGACAUGAGGUCGACUCUCAACGACCUGGACUUGGAGUUGAUGGGGCGGCCGCCAUACUGCCAUCAUCAGGAGGAAGCUCGCCUAUGGAUGACACGCAAGUUGGGCCCCAACUACGGCAGACCCUCUGAUGAACAUCGGGACUCCAUCAUUGCCGGCGACUCCAUCAAUGCCGGCGACAUCACCACUGCCGAGGGGAACCAGGUCUUCACCAUCAACGCCCGGAGCUACCUCUACGGCAAGUCCGAGGACAACUAUGAGCAGGAGAAGUGCAAGGACUGCGGCAAGGUCUUGAAAAAGGGACCACGCGAUGCGGUGUCAGAGAGCAGCAGCUCGCAGACCAAGAGUUCCAAGAUGACCAAGAAGGAGAAGGACGAAUACAAGGAGUUCCAGGAAUUCCAGGAGUUCCGGAAGUGGCAGAAGGAAAAACAGAAACGGGAUUCGGAAUCCGAGAACUAG